AAAAAAAAAGGGAGAGGGAGUAGAGUAGAGGAGGUGGAGGGAGGCAGACGGAGGAGAGGCAUGAAGAACAUCCCCUGCAUCUAAGCCGAGGAAACGGGAAGAGCAUCCCCUUCUUCCCUCGUUCGUCGGGGGGGAUCGACUGGAAGCGGUGCUGAGGACAGGAUGGAGGAGAAGAAGCAGUUUCUUUGUGGGGUGGUGGAAGGUUUCUAUGGAAGGCCCUGGUCUAUGGAUCAGAGGAGGGUUCUCUUCCAAUGGAUGCAGGGCUGGGGGCUGAACACCUACCUGUACGGACCAAAAGAUGACCUGAAACACAGACUGCUGUGGAGAGAAGUCUAUUCCCCCGAAGAGGAGGGUCAGCUGCGCACUCUCAUAGCAGAGGCCCAGUCAAGAGGCCUAAAGUUUGUUUACGCGCUGUCUCCUGGACAGGACAUCGUCUUUUCUUCUUCCUGCGACAUGACGCUACUCAAACGGAAGCUGAGACAGGUGUCAGACCUGGGUUGCCAGGCGUUUGCCAUUCUGUUCGAUGACAUCGACCACUCCAUGUGUCAGGCCGACAGCGAGGCCUUCGCUUCCUUCGCCCAUGCUCAGGUCACAGUAACCAAUGAGAUGUAUCGGUUCCUAGGGGAACCACCCGUCUUCCUGUUCUGCCCCACAGAGUACUGUGGUUCUCUGUGUUCUCCCAGUGUAUCCAAGUCUCCUUACCUGCAAACUGUUGGGGAGGACCUACUGCCAGACAUAAAUGUAAUAUGGACAGGCAGCAAGGUCAUCUCCAGGAAACUGUCAGCGGACUGCCUGGCGGAGGUGGAGUCCGUGCUCCAGCGGCCCCCGCUCAUUUGGGACAACCUGCACGCCAACGACUACGACUCCAGGCGCCUCUUCCUGGGGCCCUUCAAGGGCCGGGAGCCUCAGCUGCGGAGCCAGCUCAGGGGCCUGCUGCUCAACCCCAACUGCGAGUUCGAAGCCAACUACAUCCCUCUGCACACGCUGGGAAGCUGGUACAGAGCUGGAGGAGAGGAGACGAAAGAUGAGGAGUACUGUCCUGACAGAGCUCUGUCUGCUGCGCUGCACGACUGGAUGGAAGAACUCAACCAACCGCUACAAGCAGGUCGUCAAAACCCUCGGACGGACCAGCGAGCCUCUGCGCCAGCGUCCCGCUGCAAGACUCCUGACAGGUCUGAAUGCUCUUCCACAUUCAGAGGGACGACCGCCGUGGCCAAACUCCCCGUCUUCCCCUUGAAUUCCGGCUCCCCUCCUCCGUCGCCCACCAAAGCCAAGGGGGAGAGGGAGGGGGAGGGACGGGAGGGGGAGAGAAAGCGGCCAAACCAGCCUGGCCAGCCGGCCAACCAGCAGGCCCAGGGCUCGGGGGGAGGCCGGGGGCAGAAGGCCCAGGGUCGGGGCCACUGCGGCGGGAAGGGGAUGCUGAGCGAGUCCCAGGUGCGGCUCCUCGUCGGCCUCUACUACCUCCCCCACGAGCACGGACCCUCGGCCCAGAAGCUGCUGCAGGACCUCACCUGGCUGAAGAGCAACUGCCACGCGGUCGGCGCCAACAGCAAGAAGGCGGCGCCUCAGAAGGUGGACGAGUGGCGCGGGCGGGCCUCCAGGUUCCUGUCUCUGUGCGAGGACAUAGCACAGCUCCACUGCAGCGUCGUGGGCGGAGCCAACAGGGCGGUGCUUUACGACCUUUACCCUUACGUGUGGGACCUGAGGAACACGGCUCUGGUGGCCAAGGCCUUCAUAUGCUGGCUGGAUGGACGAGUGCUGAGUGACAGCUCCACCCUGGGCUCCUGGAGGAACUGCUUCCACUGGUGCGGGAAGACGACGGGAGCCGACCUGCUGGGCGUGGACUCGGAGCCGUGGGUCUUCAAAGGGGGCGUGUCCGGGGAGGUGCAGAUGCUCCUCCCGAUAGGCGGCAGCAGUGAGCUCUUCACCCACCCUCCUCCCCUCUUCCCCACCUCUCGUCUCUACAACGUCCGGCCGUACCACGGCAAAGACAAGGUGGAGCUUUACCGAAUGGUCCGUCAGCUUCACCUGAGGACUCAGGGCGGCCAGGAGUCCAGUACUGCUCAUCCAGAUGUUGUAGGAGACAGAUGUCUUGGGCCGUGCCUGGCGCUGUGCCCCGAGUACACCUUCAUCCUGGAGGACGAGCUGGGCGUCUGCGGGUGCGUGCUGGGCGUCCUGGACGUCCGCUCCUUCGCCAAGCGUUGCCAGGCGACCUGGAUCCCCGCCAUGAGGGACAAGUACCCUCCCAAAGUGCACCACGCGCCCAACGCGCAGGACCUGAUCCAGCUCAUGGAGGAGGACCAGGGCGAGUACCCGGACUCGCUGCUCUAUCACUUCCCCUCUCAGCUGCGGCUGGACGCGCUGCCCGAGCUGGUGGACGUCAGCGUCAGCCGCACCCUCCUCACUGCCCUGCUGGCUGCGCUCAAGGCCAACGGUUCUCAGGGUGUGUUUUGCGAGGUGCAGCCCACAGACCGUCAGAGACUGGAGUUCUUGACCAAACUGGGCUUCCUGGAGAUCCUCAGAGGAGAAGCCCGGAGCAGAGAAGGGGUGGUGCUGGGACGGCUGCUCUGAGCGGAAGAAAAAAAAGAGAAAAGCAAAAAAAACAAAAAACAGGAGCGUUCACUUGGUCACAAAAAAACAAAACACUUGCACUUAUACAGUUCAUACACAAAGGCGUUUACACACAGAGAAAGAUGUCCGAGGAGGUGCAGCAUCGAGAGAACAAAGGGGAAGCUCAUUUUCCCUUAUUUUAUAUAUAUUUUUUUUUUGAAGAGAGGAAACCUAUUUUGAGGCAAUAUCCUGGGCUCCUAUAAGUCUGUGUGGCAGUAAUGAGGAUAAACAUGAAGUUUACCUAGAGAGUGGGCUGAGGUGGGAGCAGAGCGCUAGAUCCCAGGACUGACUGUGUGACUGGUGGUAAACGAUUAUCAUCCGGCUUUACUGGUCCUCUCACCUCUCGGGAGUUUUUUCUUCAUUCUUAUUUGAUCGCUUGUUUCUUAAUACUCGUGCAACAACUUCAGCGGUUUCAUUCACUCAACAGGAGACGAUUAAGAAGUUUAUCGGAGUAAUAAAAGCUAAUGACAUUGAAUAUUAUGAAGCAGAGCCAGAGUCGCUGGUGGCAGAGAACACGGCGCCCUGGAGAACAUGACGUGAGAGUAGAGUUACAGAACAGCAGUCAGGUUAAAGGAGCAGGGACUUGGUGCCGAAAACAGAUCAUAGGACAAGAGUGGUGAACAUACCAGGUGGAAGUGACCGAGUUGGCUGAAUAGUAACGUAUUAAACGCGUUGGAAAAGGGUUUCGGAUCAAAUCAGUUGACGGCUUCUCACGCUGGACCAGACUCAGGGUUUCACCCGCUCUUCAGUUUGUUUAGGUCAGUGACCUGUUCUGAAAGAAGGACGUCGAAAAACCUACAAACGUACAAAAAUGAAACCAAUAAAAUAAAUAAAAUCCAGCUUUUUCCAUCACAGUUUUAACUAAAUGCUUAUUUUUUUCUUGCAAUAAAUCAAGUAGUAAACUGAACCUUUACUGUAAAUUCUACUAAUAUUAAAAUCCAAAUUUAAAAUCUUUAAUGUAUAAAAACAGAACAUUUGUUUAAAAUUAGUUACAUAAAAAUUUACAGAAAAUUUUCAGUUUAAAUACUUAAAAAAAAUGAGUAUUCAGUUAAAAUUGUGAUGGAAAAAGCUGGAUCGUGUUUACAUCGGUUUCGUUUUUGUACGUUUGUAGGUUUUUCAACCUUUCGUAACCGGUUACUAAAUAAAGUGAAGUGUGGUCAAGUGUGGAUGUUGCCAUGGCGUCGUAAAGACACAAUCUUUUUUUUUUUUUUUUUUUUUAGAGCGCUGCAUUUGCCGCCUGAACCUGAUCCAUCAAAUACAAAUCUUCAAGUUAAAAACUUUUGGGGAGUUUUGCGUUUGUUGGACAAGUAUAGUAGCGUCACAAAUGAGAAUCUCAUCAUUUCUGAGGUUUCUUUUCUGUUUCUCCUUGUUCCCAGUCUUUGUGCUAAGCUAAGCUAAAGUGUCACACUGUUCUCCUGUGGUUGAUCUUGAACUCUGCUCCCUCUGCGUUUUUAUUUUUUUGUUUUUUCUGAAGUUUUAUUGUUUUCUAGCUACUAAACGGACAAGACCCCGGCGGCAUCUCUGUUUACACUCGCUUAUUUUAGAUGAAUGUUUACAUGCACGGAGAACGCGCCGUCCACGGAGUAGGUUCACACGUGUAGCGACACGGACACAGACAAAAGACAUCAUUUUAGGAGCAUGCUCUAACACGGCAACGCAAGUCAGGAUUUCUUUUAUCGGGGCUUUUCUCAGCCAUUCUUCAAGCUGUAACCACUUAGGAACAUAACAAAUAGAAUCCAGAUGCAUGCUAUGAAGUUCAUGAGAAAUAAAACACACACACAUUUAUCUGAAGUUUACACUUCAUUCAGUUGGACUUUACAGAUACCUCGGCCUCGUUCAACAUCACAGUCAGAUGUAGUGAGAUGCGCUGGUGAGCGGCUGAUGUGUGUGUGUGUGUGUCGAAUAUAAAGACUAAGCUGUGUCAUUCUGCCUUUACUCAAUAAAACACAAACACACACAAAGCCACUCGCCGCCCACAGAUACACACUCUCACACGAUGAUGCUGAAACACACACACAAAAAAAAGAAAAGCACAACAGCACUCACAAUCAAAUAAACAGGAAGUAUGUAGAACCAUGAAUGUUAAUUUUUUGUAACCUAAGAAAACAAGAACAACAGUUUGUGCAGGUAUUUAUAUUUCUACUUUUUAUUUAGUUUUUUUUUUUGUUGUCGUCGUCGUCGUUUUUUUACUAUCAAGCUCAAUCAAUCACAGACUGAAAGGCACUUUUGUAUCUCGUCAGCAAACUCAUCACCAUCGUCUUUGAUGUGACUUUGUGGGAACAAAAAGUAAUUUAGAUUAUUAGGUUUGGAGAAAAUAAAAAUAAAAGAAGAAGUGUGCAGACAAUAAUAGAGCAUCACAGUAGAGACGCAUGAUGAAAAGACGUAAACGCUCGUCGCAGAGUCGUCACUCGUGAGGGAAACGUUAUAUUUAUUUAUUUGUUUGUGUUUUUGACACCACGACGGCGUAAUUUAAAAAAAAAAAAAAAAAAAGGUGGUGACGGGGGAUGUACAUAAAAACUGUACACAGGCGACAUGGAGCACUGUGAAAAAAGAAAUGAUGAUAAUAAUAAUAAAAAUGAUUAUGACAGUUGCCUUUAAACGCAGAAGCAGCUGAUCACUUCCAGCUCACGAACACAUCACACGUCUGUCUCAUAGUCUGCCUGCACUGAGCUACACGUACAGUCUGUGUUUAUGACGACUUCCAGUGGAGUGAUAUCUAUCUAGUACGUCUAUGCAGGGGAAGGAAGGAGUUUAAAAAAAAAGAGAAGAAAAAGAAAAGAUAAAAAGCUGAAUUCAGUGUCUGUUUUUAUUGAAAAUAAAACUGUCAUUGUAUCAUCGUUUAAACUUUUUUUUAUUAAACUGACUUGUCGAUUUUCAUGCUUAUUAAAAGAGGUUUUUCUUUUCCCUUUAAA
Molecule: messenger RNA, 5522 nt
Organism: Mugil cephalus (flathead mullet)
Lineage: Eukaryota; Metazoa; Chordata; Actinopteri; Mugiliformes; Mugilidae
Product: protein O-GlcNAcase
Exons: 17
Coding region: 163-2571 (802 amino acids)
Biological process (GO): glycoprotein metabolic process
Molecular function (GO): beta-N-acetylglucosaminidase activity
Source: RefSeq, a predicted model, not a curated record